AUGGCAGACGAUUUGCAGAACUACAAACUGCAACUGCAGCAGGUCGAAGCUGCUCUGCUUACCGAUCCGGAGAAUGCGGAACUGCUCAAGCUGAAGGAAGAUCUCAACGAGGUGAUCGAACUGACAAAGGAUCUGAUCAAGGCGCAGCAGGAACCGGAACAGAAGAAAUCGGCGUACAUUGAGCCGGCUACCAGCAGCUACUACGAUGGCGUCUCGGGAGCGGACAAAAAGCAAACAAAACCAGCCAAGGUAUGGAAGGUGGGUGAUAAAUGUUCUGCUAAGUGGAUUGAAGACGGUCAGUACUAUGAUGCUACCAUAGAGUCGAUUUCGGAAACCGGAGAGGUGAGCAUCGUGUUUGAGGCGUACCAAAACCGGAGCAACACUACCAUUAGCGAGCUGAAGGAACCAAAGUUACGGAACGAAGUUUUUCCCGCCAACAGUAACAAACGCUUGCGACACAAUCAGAAGGAAUAUCUGAAGAAAAAGAAAAUGAAAAAAGUUCAGCGAUUCAAGGAGCUUGAGGAAGAACGCGAAUGCGAGAAGAACAAGUGGCUCCAGUUUACUGCAAAAUCGACGAAAAAAUCGGGUGUGAAGGCGAAAAGUAUUUUUGCUUCGCCAGAAAAUGUUAAUGGUCGGGUCGGUAUCGGUACGUGUGGUGUAUCCGGUAAACCGAUGACCGAGUUUUCACAUGGAGAGAAGUAUAGGAAAGGUGUGUAA
Molecule: messenger RNA, 717 nt
Organism: Anopheles marshallii
Lineage: Eukaryota; Metazoa; Arthropoda; Insecta; Diptera; Culicidae
Gene: Spf30
Product: survival of motor neuron-related-splicing factor 30
Exons: 3
Coding region: 1-717 (238 amino acids)
Biological process (GO): regulation of alternative mRNA splicing, via spliceosome; mRNA processing
Cellular component (GO): precatalytic spliceosome; cytoplasm; nucleus
Molecular function (GO): RNA binding
Source: RefSeq, a predicted model, not a curated record